Molecule: messenger RNA, 1449 nt
Organism: Penicillium verhagenii
Lineage: Eukaryota; Fungi; Ascomycota; Eurotiomycetes; Eurotiales; Aspergillaceae
Product: pyridoxal phosphate-dependent aminotransferase
Exons: 4
Coding region: 1-1449 (482 amino acids)
Biological process (GO): biosynthetic process
Molecular function (GO): pyridoxal phosphate binding
Source: RefSeq, a predicted model, not a curated record
AUGUCUUUCUCCGGCCGCCGUCUAAGCAUCCUGCGGCCUUCUGGCGACCGCCGCUCGUCACUCGUCAAGGGUCUCUCCGAUAACGAGCUAAAGUCCGAAACUCAUCGUCAGUUCCGAUCCGCCCACGAGGGUCACCGUCCCCACGCUGGUCUCGACGCCUCCCGUGCCUCAACCGGUGUCGUCUGGUGCACAGAGCGGGCUAGCGAACAUGGAUACGCAGAGGACCCCUCCGCCUGGGCUAACCUAGGUCAGGGUGCUCCCGAGGCUGAUGAUGAGAUCGAGGGUAGUUUCCCCCGCCCGACAUCGAUCCCCAUCACUUCCGCUGCUCGGGAGUACGGCCCGACCGCCGGUAUCAAGCCGUUGCGUGCCGCCGUGGCCCGUCUGUACAACGACCACUACCGUCAAGGCAAGGAGAGCCAGUAUACCUGGGAGAAUGUCUGCAUUGUGCCCGGUGGUCGUGCGGGGUUGAUCCGUAUCGCUGCCAUUUUGGGUAACUCGUACCUGUCGUUCCCCAUUCCCGAUUACUCCGCGUACUCGGAGAUGCUGAGUCUGUUUAAGAAUAUCGCCCCCAUUCCUAUGCCCUUGUCGCAAGAUGACCACUACCACAUCCACCCCGACAAGAUUGCCGAGGAAAUUGCUCGUGGUACUCAAGUGAUUUUGACCUCGAACCCUCGUAACCCUACCGGUCACUUUGUCUCGCACAAUGAGUUGGCUGAGAUCCAGGAUAUCUGCCGAGACCGCGCCACUCUCAUCCUCGAUGAGUUCUACGGUGGUUACAACUACACCACCGACUGCGACGGUUCCACUAUCAGUGGUGCCGAGAACGUUGUUGACGUCAACCAGGAUGAUGUCCUGUUGAUCGACGGUCUCACCAAGCGUUUCCGUCUUCCGGGCUGGCGAAUUGCCUGGAUUGUCGGUCCUAAGGAAUUUGUCACUGCCCUGGGCUCUGCCGGUUCUUACCUGGAUGGAGGUGCCAACGUCCCCUUCCAAGAAGCCGCCAUCCCCAUGAUGGAACCGAACCUCGUCCGCACCGAGAUGAAGGCGCUGCAGAGCCACUUCCGUGAGAAGCGCGACUAUGUCAUGAAGCGUCUGAACGAUAUUGGUUUCCGUUUCAAGGACGUGCCGCAGGCCACUUUCUACAUCUGGCUCGACCUGACCUCGAUUGAACCCCCUCUUCCCGAGGAGGCCAACAUCUCCGACGGUCUGAACUUCUUCAAUGCCCUUCUGACUGAGAAGGUCAUCGUUGUGCCUGGUAUCUUCUUCGACUUGAACCCUGCCAAGCGUCGUGAUCUGUUCGACAGCCCUUGCCACCACUUUGUGCGUCUGAGUUACGGACCCAAGAUGGACGUUCUUGAAAAGGGUCUGGAUGGUAUCGAGCGUGUGAUUAACCGCGCUCGUGAGCUUGGAAAGGCGAAGUGGGCGGAUGAGGUUGCUGUCGCUGAUGAUUAG